ACGGAAAUGUAGCAAGCAUGCGCACUCUGACGUUGUAUCAUCUCAUCACUGCUCGCCUGGGCCUAUCGAGCCGGCAUCCGGUGAUACCACGGAUCGAAACUGUGCUCGCGUGUCACCGGACUCGAGCUGACGCCUAUCACAUCGUUAUGUGCUGGGCCCAGUCCGUCUGCAUAGGCUCGUUCCUAUCUCAGCCCCCAUGGAGAGCGUAGCAGCUGCGGCGUGCACCGCGCUUUCUGUUGGAUGCCUCACCUACAUUAUUUACCGCACUUUUGUGAGUAGUACAGGUGCCCAAGGACUUGCAAAGCUUCCUGGACCUCGCGGCUGGCCGUUCAUUGGCUACUUGCGUGCCAUCGAGAAACCCGAAUGUGUCACGUACAAGCGAUGGAGCGACGACUACAAAUCCGACAUACUGGGCGUGAAUAUGCUGGGGACCACCGUCGUCAUAGCGAACACACUCAGAGUCGCGAACGAACUCUUGGAGGCUCGGUCUGCCAUCUAUUCUGAUAGGUGUCUUACCAUGCUGAGAGAUCUUGUUGGAUUUGGCUGGAAUAUCGCGCUCGCGCGAUAUGAUUCGUACUGGCGCGACGCUAGAAAGAUAGCCUCUCAAGCGUUUCAUCCGCAAGCUAUCGUGCGCUAUCGACCGGCAGAGGUCAAAGCGACACUCAAGUUUCUCCUCAACCUCAUGGAUGCACCGGAGGAUUUCCGGAGUUACAUCAAGUACUUUGCAGGGCAGCAAAUCUUGCACAUCACUUACGGUCUCGAAAUUCAGGACAGGAACGACCCGUACAUUGCAAUGGCCGACCGUGCGGUGUUCAUCGGUACUGCAUGCGUGGCCCCAGGCUCAUAUCUGGUCGACCUUAUUCCCAUACUCAAAUAUAUUCCAGAAUGGUUUCCCGGUGCUGGAUUCAAGAGACAAGCGCGAGAAUGGCGCAAAGAUGUCAGCCUCGCAUUUAAUGCGGCGUUCGCUGCAAUGAAGGUGUGCUGGCUCCUUAUCCCUUCAGACUGCAUGGUAAAGCCGCUCGUGGAGAAGAUGCUCGAUGGUCCCGGCGAUCCUGUCUAUGCGGAGUACGUUCUGAAAGGCACACUCUCAUCGAUGUAUAUAGCUGGAGCAGACACGACCGUAUCUAUCCUAGAUACAUUCUUCCUCGCCAUGACGUUGCACCCUGAUGUCCUGCAAGAGGCACAACGCUCCGUGGAUCGCAUCUGCGAGGGACGACUCCCCAAUUUCUCAGACUACGACGCGCUGCCGUGGGUACAUGCCAUUGUGAAGGAAUGUCUGCGCUGGCGACCGGUCUCCCCGAUGGUCUUUGCACACAUGCUAACCAAGGAUGACAUUUACGAAGGCUAUCACAUCCCGAAAGGCUCGCUCGUCCUCGCGAAUGCUUGGGCAGUCCUACAUGAUCUAGAGGCAUACUCCGAUCCAGAGGCCUUCAACCCGCGACGUUUCCUCCGACCACGCCCGAGCAUUGGCGGAACGGGCACGGAGAACGUGGAGCUCGACCCGACCGUGCGCGAUCCGAUGGUAGCGGCCUUCGGCUUCGGGCGGCGCAUCUGUCCUGGGCGUCACAUGGCGUACGAGUCCCUCUGGAUCGCGGUCGCGAGCGUCGUUGCUGCAUUCGACAUCACCAAGGCCGUCGAUGCACAUGGUGCGGUCAUUGAACCGAGUGGGGAGUACACGGAUGGGUUCUUGACGGCGCCGAAGCCGUUUAGGUGUUGUAUUCGUCCACGGUCGGCUGCGCAUGCGGCGUUGGUGCAAGCUGCGCCAGAGCAGGAUGGUUGA
Molecule: messenger RNA, 1780 nt
Organism: Phanerochaete carnosa HHB-10118-sp
Lineage: Eukaryota; Fungi; Basidiomycota; Agaricomycetes; Polyporales; Phanerochaetaceae
Exons: 12
Coding region: 197-1780 (527 amino acids)
Molecular function (GO): iron ion binding; monooxygenase activity; oxidoreductase activity, acting on paired donors, with incorporation or reduction of molecular oxygen
Source: RefSeq, a predicted model, not a curated record